CAGCACACGUUGUUGUUGUUGCCUCACGCUGACCUAACUCAAGACGCUUCUUGGCCGCCACUUCGCUUUUUCUACUCCACCAUGGCGGACGAGGAAUUUGAUGGCGAUGAUGUUGGUGAUGACUUUGAGGAGGUGGAGGAGGAUGAGAACCUAGAUGAUCUGCAGGAAGGAGAGGAUGAUGAGAACCAAGUGGAGUUGCUAACAGCAGGUGAAGGUCAAGCCGUGCCCACACAGAAGCGCAUCACAACCCCUUACAUGACAAAAUAUGAGAGGGCACGGGUGUUAGGGACGAGGGCGUUACAGAUAGCAAUGUGCGCCCCCGUCAUGGUGGAGAUAGACGCAGAGUCAGACCCACUCCAGAUUGCUGCCAAGGAACUGAGGGAACGCAAGAUUCCCAUCAUCAUCCGACGUUAUCUACCCGAUGGAUCCUUCGAAGACUGGGGCAUUGAUGAGCUGAUUAUUAGUGAUUUUUAGUUCUCUCUCUCUCUCUCUCUCUCUCUCUCUCUCUCUCUCUCUCUCUCUCUCUCUCUCUCUCUCUCCCCUCCAGGUGGUACUGUUAUGGCUACCGUACAAUCAUUUCAUCAUCCUGUUCUCACAUUUCUCCAGUACUUUAUUUAUUCUUCUUAAUUACUCUGAUAACUUUGGGGUUCAUAUAACAGUGAAAAUUUUACACUGAAAACUUUCACCUCCAUUCAUAGAGUUCUGUUAAGCCUUUAGAAUGUUUUAUGAAAUUCAACAAAGGAACUCAACAUAUUCAUCUUUUUCAUCCUCAUUAGAACUUAUGUACAAAUUGACUUACAAAUAAAGUAUUUGUAUGAUUU
Molecule: messenger RNA, 821 nt
Organism: Portunus trituberculatus (swimming crab)
Lineage: Eukaryota; Metazoa; Arthropoda; Malacostraca; Decapoda; Portunidae
Gene: RpII18
Product: DNA-directed RNA polymerases I, II, and III subunit RPABC2-like
Exons: 4
Coding region: 82-474 (130 amino acids)
Biological process (GO): DNA-templated transcription
Cellular component (GO): RNA polymerase III complex; RNA polymerase II, core complex; nucleus
Molecular function (GO): DNA binding; DNA-directed RNA polymerase activity
Source: RefSeq, a predicted model, not a curated record